This is a messenger RNA of Gopherus evgoodei (Goodes thornscrub tortoise), 2549 nucleotides long. RefSeq names its product developing brain homeobox 2 (gene DBX2). Gene Ontology annotation, molecular function: DNA binding; DNA-binding transcription factor activity, RNA polymerase II-specific. NCBI's taxonomy places the organism in Eukaryota, Metazoa, Chordata, Testudines, Testudinidae. The record is from RefSeq and is a predicted model, not a curated record. The transcript has 4 exons. Bases 1 to 912 code for a protein of 303 amino acids. Gene Ontology annotation, biological process: regulation of transcription by RNA polymerase II.
AUGCUGCCCUCCGCCCUGGGCUGGGGCGUCGCGGGCUCCUCGGCGCUGCUCGACCUACCGGCGCCGCCUGGCUCCGGCAACCUGGGCAAAAGUUUCCUGAUCGAGAACUUGCUGCGGGCGGCCCCGCCGGGCGCCGCCCAGCCCCUCCCCGGGCCGCUCACGCUGUGCCCGGCGCCGGGGGAGCCCGGCCCGGCCCGAUGGGCUUGUCCCCGGCCUCACCCCUCCGCCGCGGCCAGCAGCGGGCUGCCAGCGCGGGCUCCGGACAGAGCCACCGGCAUCUUCCCUCCUGCAGCCACAGUUCUUUCCAAACACUUUUUUCUCCGAGCCCCACCAUUCUACUCAGCAUGCUGUGGUGGGUCCUGUCAGCAUCCUGUAUCCCCCACUGCUUUUCCAAGAGAGGAAAGUGUUCUGCCUCUGUUGACCCAGGACUCCAACUACAAAGCCCGGAGAGGUAUUUUAAGAAGAGCCGUCUUUUCUGAAGACCAGAGAAGAGCUUUGGAGAAGAUGUUUCAGAAGCAGAAGUAUAUCAGCAAAACAGACAGAAAGAAACUUGCCAUUAACUUGGGUCUGAAAGAGUCACAGGUGAAAAUUUGGUUUCAGAACCGAAGGAUGAAAUGGCGAAACUCCAAAGAAAAAGAAGUGCUUUCAAACAGGUGCCUCCAAGAAGAGAGUCUUCAAGAGAACUACCUCUCAAGAUCCGCUCUGAAUUUUACUUCCCCAUGUCCGUCUAUAUGGGAAGUGUCUCAACAGCAGGCAAGUCUGAGAUGGAGGGAGAAUUCUGCAGAACCUUCAGAAAAACUGAAUAAUAGAAAUAGCGCGCAGCCACCUCAAGAAACAGAUUCAUUUCAGAGCACAUUGUAUUUGUACCCUGAACAAGGCACUGGAGACAAGGCAGUUACAUUAUCAGUAUAAAGGAAUGAUGGAGUUCUGCAAAUUGAUCAAAGAACAUAGACUUUAAAUGGGUGUUUUUAAAAAACUAACAAUGUUUGAACGUUGUAAAGCUAACUAGUUUAUACCUCAUCACUUACUAAAAUCUAACACCAUUAAAAUGACAAACAAUUAAUGCUGCAAGAAAUAUUCUUUAAUAUUCAAUCUUCUCUCAUGUCUUUUCUGGUCUUAUCCUGAACUUAUAAAUGAAUUUGGAAGGGAUGGUAAGUAAAAUGAAGCAAAGAGUAUGAAACUGACAUUUUGCUUUGAUUUACAUACUGUGCUGUAUAUACAUACUCAUUAAAACACAGUGAUACCAUACUUUUUCUCUCUUACUGUAGUCAGACUCGUUAAGCUCUUUUUGCCCAUAGGAUAGAGAAAAACCCUUUCUCUAAAGCGCAUAAUUUUUUUUAAAAAUUGCUUACAGCGUGUGACAUCACAAUAGGUUUAUACUGAAAAAAUCUAAUUAUUUUUAGUGAUAUUUCUCCAUCUCUCCUCAUUUAUAUUGGUAUCCAGUUGUGUAUACAGUACAGUGCAAAAACUCAGAUGAGUUAUCCUAAUGAAAGAAUUGAAUUGUAAAAAAAAAUAUAUCUCCAUGUUUACUUCACUUUAAUUUGGACACAAGUUGGAAAUGCAAUUUACUGAGUCAGUUAUUUUUGCCUGGGGAUGAAAUGUACAAUGUCCUUAGCUUUAGUAGCCUUUGUCAGAUUGUCAGUAAAGUAUCUUAUAUCGUGUUUUGUAUUUAAAAUUGAUGAUAGCGCAAGGGAAAAUUAGAACCCACAUGCUAUCGGCAGCAGUACUAUAAUUGUGCAAACUGCCACUCUUACUCUAUAUAAAAAAAUACUUGACAGCUAACAUGCUGUACCAGACUUACUCUUGACUGUUCAUUUAAGCUGGUUCCAAUGGGUAUGCAUCUGUUCCUAAAUUCAGUACAGUAUUUUAUGUAUAUAACUAGCCUGAAAUAGUAGUAUUAAAAUAGCGUUACUUGAAAUGAUUUGCUUGCUUCAUCCACUCUAAGGAAAUCAUUUUGUUGGAUUUAAGAAUCAAUUAUUGUUCAGUUGAGAAGCUUUUUAGCUCCAAAAAAGAGGAAUGUGUUUUCUUACUGUAUAUUUUUUGUGAAUGUGUUUGUUGAGGAGACUGGUUAGAGAUAUUUUAUGUCAGAUGUAAUACCCGUUUGGAGAAAUUUCGGACAUAAAAGGGCACAGCUGUUUGACUCUCUUCAUAGAUUUCUUUUUUUUUUUUUUAAGGCCAGAGGGGAUCAUUAUGUUCAUAUGGUCUGACCUCCUGCACAACACAUUGUAGAAUUUCACCUGGUAAUUCCUGCCUGGACACCUAUAACUUGUGGUUGAACUAAAGCAUGUAUUUUAUAUCCAGGGCUGCCAACUCUACAUGGUUUGCUCUAUAACUUGCAGGUCUUCAGUGCCUCUUACCAGGAAUGUAGCCAUAGACUCUGAUUGGCUGCCUUCCUCACUACCCUGCCUCUUGGGGAAGAGUAACCAAUCAGACCUAGGCUAUGCGUUGAGGGACUGACCACCUGGACUAGGCAGAGUUCCUGCCCACCAUGGCCAUGGGCCAGCUCCAGCAUUUUUGCUGCCCCAAGCAGCGGGGGAAAAAAAAAAUGU